GAAAGUAGCUUGGGUGAGCUGGACAAAAGACUCAGUUUAUAAUAUGAAUAAAAAUCGCUAAACUUUCUCAAGAGAAACAGUGGCGUUCGACUGGUACCGGGGCACCCUGUCACACGAUCAACGGAGGAGAAUCGCCGUGUGCUAUUAUUUAUAUCACUUGGAGGAAAAUAAAUUAGGUCAAAGUCAGAGCGCGGGGGACAAAGAGCUGAGGGGAACUUUCCCAGUAGACACCGGACACAUUAGACACGAUAGAAAUGUGUAGAUAGCUUGUCGUUUUCUUGAAAGAGCAAGGACAACAUGGAGAUCUAUGUAAUUCGUUACUGUAACUUCUUAGUUAUGAGCCAGUUUUGAACCCGCUGCUUCACGGUAUUUCAGUGGUUCACUUUUCAGUAUUGUAUGACACAAUUCAGACAAGAUUUACCAAUCCUGCCUCUACAGUGUAGUGGUUAAAAAUACUGAAGUUCCGAGUUCGGUUUCCGAGAAGCUAGGGGAGAAAUCUUUAUCUCGUUUUUCUGCUGAUAGAUUGGGUUCCUCUCGGUCUGUGUUGCUCUCGACAGGCAGGAUUGAAUUGAAAGCCUGUCUCUGGUACAUGAAUAGCCAAAAGGGCAGAAAACAGGACACGAGCGAUCUUUAGCCCACAUUCUGAUAAUGAGUCAUUUCCAAAAAUAGAAAGCAAUAGAGUGAACGUGGCCUUGCUUUUAGAUAGGAAGUUUGCACCACCAAAACAGUGACAAGGGCAGAUAAUUGCGUCAGAAAACCACUUGAGCCUAUAUAAUAUAAACCAUUACAGGGUUCAGACUUGGCAGUCUCGCUUUUGGUGACAGACAACAGUGACGACAUUCGCUGUUCUUCACAUUGCAGUAUACACUGUACCUGUAACUGUCCAGUGAAAUAGUUAAUUCACACGAAAAGUGAGUUUGAUUUUAAAUAGUAUUGCGUGCCCAGGGGAAACCGUCAGCGGUGACGUCAUUGCCACAGAAAUGAUUGGGUCCCAAGAAGCGGAUGUUCGAGGCCCACCUGCUGGUGCCCCCUAUCAGCCUCAGCAUGGCAACCCCCCGUCUUUUGCCCCGCCCCCUCAAAGUGCAGCUCUCCCCACGACCACAGCCGUCCCGCCCCCUAUGGCCUCCAGCUUCCCUGUGUACAACAGCAUGUCUGAGUCAAACAGCUCACCUCCCACGGAAGGAACACUGAACGACCUCCCGGGAUACAGCAGGAAGUCUUUAGUAGAGGCGUACCUGCUUGCCAUUUCCCCUUUAGGACUGAUAGGAGCUCAUCACUUCUAUCUGCGACGCUAUUAUUGGGGCAUACUCUAUUUCUGCACUAUAGGCCUGUUUGGAUGUGGGUAUUUGAUCGACUGGUUUCGACUUCCUUUUCUUGUUCGCGAAGCUAACGCUAAAAUCACAACCUACGGACAAAUUGGAGAAAACAAAAACAAGAAAUCACUGACAGAUGCAUAUGUGUUGUGGUUUCCGUUCGGUCUGUUCGGGUUCCAUCACUAUUACCUUGGUAAUUACGUAUGGGGACUUGCCUUCACUCUCACUAUCGGCCUUUUCGGUAUUGGUUGGUUAAUUGACGGAAUUCAAAUGUCCAGAUUGGUCAACAAUGCGAACCAGCGUCUGCAAGGCAUAAAUAGGAGUGAUAAAUCAGUGGCUGUGUCUUACAUGCUAGGAGUGACCCCUCCGGUAGGAAUUGUGGGGGCUCAUCACUACUAUCUGAAUCGUCCUGUCUGGGGUGUGACCUACACAUUCACCCUAGGUCUCCUGGGUGUUGGUUAUGUGUCGGAUUGGUUCCGCAUGCCUUGUCUUGUGAAAAGAGCGAAGGCUGCAGAGGCUGGGAUACUGCUUGAAAAGAAAUACGUGGAUGAUGCGUACAUAUUGUGGUUUCCCUUCGGUCUCAUUGGUUUCCAUCAUUUCUAUCUUGGCCGCCCGAUUUGGGGGUUUCUCUAUCUAUUCACUCUGGGUCUCCUUGGACUGGGGUGGUUUAUUGACGUAUUCCGGAUCCCGUUCCUUGUCAAAGAGUUCAAUGAGAAACACGAACAACAACUUAACGCCAUAUCGACCAACUACAGUUCCAAUGCGUCUAGAAUCAGCGGUAUGGACAACUUCCCUUCUGGCGGACAACAGACACCGGCGACAGUCGAAGUGGCCCACCCAGGAGCGUACAACCCAACAGCUCCUCAGGGCCCAGCGAUGCCAGGACCAAUGCCAGGACUAUACCCCCAAGCUCCUUACAACAUUAAUUCUCCUCUGUAUCAACAGUAUCCAGGUGAAUACGAUAAUCCAGGUUUCUAUCAGAACCCUGCACCAUAUCCUGUGGGCCCCGGCCUGGAACAUCCACCUGCUGUACUUCCACCAUUUGCCGUCCAGCCUCCAGCUUAUACCGAAAGCGGGGACAGUCACCAGAGGCAGGCCACAGACAACCCCCCACCCUACGAGGCGAGCAGCGACAGUGCUGUGGGGGUUAAUAAAAACUGAGGGAAGAGACACACCAGACGAAUCAUUAUUGAAAGCUGAUUUCGUCUGAGCUAGAGCCGAAAUCAGAAUCCACUGAUUUUGUCCCAGAGAGGUGCCUGCAUUGCCUAUAGUGCAUAUAAAGGGUGUUUUUUAUCCUGAUAAAUCUGUAAACACAGCUGAUGCCUCUACGGCUUUAUGUUCCAGACCAAGAGGCAGCGUAUAAGCUACAAAUAUUACAACAUCUCUACGCUGGCCUUCGUAGUUACGUCAAUAUAAGUCAUGAAAUACUUUUAUUACAAUAAGAACUAUAAAUUAUACGCUACUUGGUGGGUGACUUUUAUGAAGCUACAUUCUCAUAAACUGCGUUUGGAUGACAAAUGUUAAGGAAAAAAACAAAUCAUUAAUGCUAAGUUAAAGUGGAAUUUUGUUGGGUUGUUUUUGCUCUUUUCUUUCGCCUGGGCUGAAAAUGAGACGAAUCGUCAUAAGUCGCCUGAUUCUGUUUUCCUUAAAUCAUUACACGCAGUUCACAGGUGACAUCUGCGUUAAAAAUGAACCAUUUUUUAAUUUUUUUUUAAUUUUAAGAAAUACUGUUAUAUCUCUUAUUCAACUUUUAUUUUAACAUAAUAUUUCUAUUCUUGAUGAAACUCGCUCACUGACAUACUAAUUGACAUUAAUUGUAAGAGAUUCGAGGACAGAAAAUUUGGUUCAGCCCAUAGGCCUGUACUAAUUUUCAUUUAUCUAUAACGAAACUUUUUCGCCCUAGCAACAUAUUUCUUUUUUUUUUCUUUUUUUUCUUUCUUUUUUCUUCUUUUUUGAGUGACAAGUAGGCAAUUGUGUGUGUCAGAUGCGAGAUUAGAACAAAAAACACAAAACACCUAAUGAUUCCCGGGAUCGUUGAACAAGAUUCUUAUCUUGUCGAGUUGAGUGUUUCACAACCGAUUCAAGAACAACCCAGCUACUUGUUAAUCAGACACUUGACAUCUUUAAAAAGAACUCUUGUGUCAAAACAUAAAAAGACUCAAAAGCUGACAUUAUACUUUACAGUAAUAUACCAAAACAAAUUUGUGUUUACGGACUGAGGCCUAAUAAAUACUCAUGCAUGGGGCGUUCACCCCUCACUAUCGUCACAUAACAAUUUACGCAAUUUAAACGCAGAAAACUGUGUGUACUUUGUAGGUCGAAUUCUGCUCACAGAGGGAGCUUACUUUGCAUUCAUGUCGACGAACUCUUAAGUACAUAAUAUAGUAAUUGGGUCAAUGUUCUGAAGUAUACUUCUACAUUAAAAAACUUCUGUUUUCCACAUAACUCAACGAUUUUAGUAAAUAUGUCACUUGUAGAACGGUGGCUUGUUACUAUGACUUACGUUAUUAUUAAAAACAGGGAUGUUUGAAAGAGUUUUAUUAUAUAAUAUGUUAUUUAGAC
Molecule: messenger RNA, 3875 nt
Organism: Aplysia californica (California sea hare)
Lineage: Eukaryota; Metazoa; Mollusca; Gastropoda; Aplysiida; Aplysiidae
Source: RefSeq, a predicted model, not a curated record